AAAGUUUAUGCUGUCGCGUGCGCCUCUAGAGAAGCCCCGCCCACAGGAAGCACACACACACCGAAACAGCUCGGAUCGAGCUCUGGUCUGUGGAAGAGUUGGCUCGAAACAAAACCAAGCCGGGAAGUGCCGACAGAUAACAAACAGCUCUUUGCCAUGAGGUCCUCUUCCAUCCUCCUGUUCUCCUUCCUGAUGGGAGUGUGUGAUGUUCGAGGGGCUUCAGAUUUUAGAAUUUGUGCCUUCAACCUUCAUCACUUUGGAGAGUCCAAGACCAAGAAGAGCAACGUCAUGCAUACUCUCACCAGGAUCAUCACUCGCUGUGACGUGUGCUUGCUUCAGGAAGUGAGAGACAGUAAACAAAAAGCUUUACCUCAGCUGGUUGACCACCUGAACAGGUAUGACACUGAACAUGUGUAUGAUGCUGUGGCCAGUGAGAGACUGGGCAGGUCCGACUCAUACCAGGAGCAGUAUGUCUUUGUCUACAGGACUGGAACAGUGACAGUCACCGGCCAGUAUCAGUAUCCAGAUAAUCGACCCGGAGAUGUUGAUGCUUUCGCCAGAGAGCCUUUUGUUGUCCGCUUCAAAGCACCAAACACAGUUAUAAAGGAGUUUGUCCUCAUACCACAGCACACCACUCCAGCCAACACCACUAAGGAGCUCGAUGCCCUGUAUGAUGUUUUGCAAGAUGUGAAGAGGAUGUGGAAAACUGAGGAUGUGAUGCUUCUCGGAGAUUUCAAUGCUGACUGCGGCUACCUUGCCAAGAAGAACAGGAAGAAUGUCCGACUGAUUACAGAGAAGAGCUUUUUUUGGCUCAUUCCAGAUAAGACUGACACGACUGUGCGAUCGAGCACCUCCUGCACCUACGACAGGAUUGUUGUGCAUGGGGAAAGAUUUGCCCGAGCAAUUGUGCCAUUUUCAGCCAAACCAUUUAACUUCCAAAUGGAAUACAGACUCAGAGAGGAGGAGGCACUUGAGGUGAGCGACCAUUACCCGGUGGAGGUCCUGCUGAAGGAAGUCACACACUCCUUCAGUGGUGGCACUUGCUUGGCUUUCACUGGAACAGAGGAGACUGCGAAUCAGAAAAGCUUUCAGUCAAAGUUCUUUUCUUUGUUUCUUCUCAGCCAUCUGGUCGUCCAAAUGUUAACAUGCUAGUUCAAAGAGAAACCUGCAUGGAUUUUUGUCUUGUCAGUCUGAGGACAGCUUACCUCACAAACUGAUGAGAGCUUCAUUACUCCCCAACAAGUGGAGUCCAGUUUGCAUCAGAGGAAUUCCUCCUGACAUUGGGCUCAGGGUCAGAAAGAAAAUACACAACUGUUGAUAUUUACUGGGAUGUAAUUCACCACAUUGCACAACAGUUGGUCUCCCUGUGUCUCUGUGAGAGAAAAGUCAGGUUUCUUAGUUUCCAAAACUUUUGUGGAGCUUCACAGCAGAACAACAUCCUCCUAAUAAACUGAAGAAGCUGAGGACUGGUUUAAAAUGUUAAAAAGUAAAUAAAGUAAAACACAGAAAAUGACUCCAUACAGCUUGUCCAGUAGAAUCCAAGCCUAAAGAAGCUCAGAAAACCUAAACUGAGCAAAAAAGAUGUUAUUUACACUCUUUUUUAAGCCACAAUCUUCACUGUAGUGACUAAGUUAAAAGCGUCAGCAUGCUGACAAACUAAUGCAUGUACAUGUAGUGUAGAUAACAUCUCCCAAUCAGUGUGUGAUCUCGAGGCGUCCAGAGACUUGGAUUACAGUGGACGAACCAUAUUGAGCCAGUUCAGAUCAUUUUUGGCUUGUUUUUUAAGUAUUUAUAAUCAAGUCUCCAUCUGCUCUGUUGUUUAGGAGAAAUGCUGCAACACCAGCAGCACAGCAGAUGAUGAGCUCGUGCCAGAAAAUCUUUAAUGCAAUACUGUGUUUGAAUGGUGCAAAUGGAGAAAUUCAUAGGCUGCUUCAAGUCCGGCUGUAGUCUCUGGGACAUUUCACAGCUGAGAAAAGACAGACAGAUCAGCACCUCUGGAACAGAUGUUGAUGAAUCGUUGUGAGCACAAACUGCAGCUCAUUUGUUCCUUCCACUGUGGGGAACAACAGCAUUUUAUUAACGUUCUCAAAGUGAUGUGAGGUAAAGAGGAACAGGCGGCCGUCAUGUGCUGCACAAUACUGAGCGACAUCUGCAGUCUGCAGCAAACAGUGGAAAUAACCUCAAUUAAUAAAGUAGUUCAAAGGCACCAAUGAUGAAGCUAAAGGAACACAUUCAGUAAUUCAACAGUACAAAGUGAGGAAGUGGAAAAAGAUUUGGAACCAUGAAUUACUAAUGAUGGAACAAUUGAUCAAAUCAUUGGUGAGGUGGUUCCCACUGUUGUUACAUGUUGUUGCCUUACAUACAAGCUGUGCACUGUGUAAACAAAAACUGAAAUGUUUGGAAUGUAUUCAAUAUUAAAUUUGUCAUAAACAA
Scatophagus argus is the source of this 2433-nucleotide messenger RNA. RefSeq names its product deoxyribonuclease I-like 1 (gene dnase1l1). Gene Ontology annotation, biological process: DNA catabolic process. Gene Ontology annotation, molecular function: DNA nuclease activity. Lineage: Eukaryota; Metazoa; Chordata; Actinopteri; Scatophagidae. The record is from RefSeq and is a predicted model, not a curated record. The transcript is spliced from 9 exons. Gene Ontology annotation, cellular component: nucleus. The coding region runs from base 157 to 1152 and encodes 331 amino acids.